AUGACUGCAACAGUUGCUCUCAUUGGAACGUUUGAUACGAAAGGUGUUGAAUAUGAUUUUAUUCGACAACAAAUCGAUGAUAUUGGUACAUGUUCAACAUUACUUAUUGAUGUUGGUCUUCAAUCAAAUAAACAAACAUCACCAGUUGCUGAUAUUUCAUCACAAACAAUAUUUGAAAUUGGUGGAGGUGAUUGUAAAGCAUUAAAAGAACAUAAAAUAGAAAAACCUGAAGCAUUUAAUUUAAUGACAAAAGGUCUGACAUUAAAAUUAAAUGAACUUUAUAAAUCAAAUCAUUUACAUGGUAUUCUUGCUUUGGGUGGUUCAUGUGGUACAUCAAUUGUAUCUGAAGCAAUACAACAAUCAAAAAUAUUACCUAUUGGUCUACCGAAAUUAAUUGUAUCAACAGUAGCUGCUUCAACUAAUGCUCAUACAGCUGUUGGUUUAACUGAUGUUACUUUAAUGCAUUCAGUUACUGAUAUUGGUGGUGGAAUUAAUCGUAUUAAUGAGCCUAUUUUAGCUAAUUCAGCUGUUGCUAUUGCUGCUAUGGCUUCACGUUAUUAUGAAUCUACUGUUCAGUCAAAAGAAAAAACAGUAGAUGAAGCACCACCAUUAAUUGCUUUAACGAUGUUUGGUGUUACAACACCAUGUGUCAUGGAAGCAAAGAAACAAUUAGAAAAACUUGGAUAUGAUACUGUCAUUUUUCAUGCAACUGGUAUUGGUGGUCGAGCUAUGGAACGUUUGAUUGAAUCUAAUUCAAUUAAUGGUGUUCUUGAUAUUACGACAACAGAAUUAGCUGAUGAACUUGUAGGUGGAAUACUAUCAGCUGGUCCAGAACGAUUAGAAAUUGCUGGACGAAAAAAAUUACCUCAAGUCAUUUCACUUGGUGCACUCGAUAUGGUUAAUUUUGGUCCUCGUAAUACGGUACCAGAAAAAUUUACGAGUAAAAAUCGUUUAUUACAUGAACAUAAUGCUCAAGUAACAUUGAUGAGAACAACAGAAGAUGAAUGUACUCAACUAGGUGAAAUAAUUGCUAAAAAACUCAAUCAACAUCAUGGUUCUAAUCAUAUACAUGUAUUUAUUCCUCGUGGUGGAUUUUCUUUAAUAUCAGUUGAUGGUGGUCCAUUUUGUGAUAAACAAGCAGAUGCAUGUCUUAUUAAAGCAUUACAUAAACAUGUAGAUAAAACAAAAGUUAAAAUUAUUGAAAGAGAUGAAUCAAUCAAUGAUUCAUCAUUUGCACAUGCUAUGGUUCAAGCAUUACAUGAACAAAUACAAUACAAACCAGUUCAUAAAUCUCAUAAAAAAAUAGCUGAAGAGAAGACAAAGAAGUCAAAACCAAAAAAUCGUCGUGAAUGUUUAGAUCGACUUAAAUCUGUUAUAAAUGAAGGUCGAAUUAUAAUUGGUUCAGGUGCUGGUAUUGGUCUCUCAGCUAAAUGUAUUGAAGAAGGUGGUGCCGAUCUACUCAUAGUUUAUAAUUCAGGACGAUAUCGUAUGGCUGGUAGAGGUUCAAUGGCUGGUCUACUUUCAUAUAGUGAUGCUAAUGGUAUUGUUUUUGAAAUGGCUGGUGAAAUAUUACCUGUUGUAAAAUAUACACCAGUUCUUGCUGGUGUUUGUGGUACUGAUCCAUUUCGAUUGAUGCCUCAAUUAUUAAAACAAAUUAAAGAAGCUGGUUUCAUUGGAGUACAAAAUUUUCCAACAGUUGGCAUCAUGGAUGGUCGUUUUCGUCAGGGUCUUGAAGAAACUGGCAUGGGUUAUGAACAUGAAGUUGAAAUGAUUCGUCUAGCUCAUUCAAUUGGUUUAGUAACUGCACCAUAUGUAUUCAAUGAAGAUGAAGCUCGACAAAUGACAGAAGCUGGAGCAGAUAUUAUCGUUGCACAUAUGGGUGUUACUACAAAAGGUGCAAUUGGAGCUAAAUCUUCAUAUACAUUAGAUGAAUGUGUGCCACUCAUUCAAGCUAUUCAUGAUAUUUCAAUUAAAAUCAAUCCUCAAGUUAUUGUUCUUUGUCAUGGUGGUCCAAUAGCUGAACCUGAUGAUGUACAAUAUAUUCUUGCACGAACACAUGGUAUAAAAGGAUUCUUUGGAGCAUCGAGCAUGGAACGAUUACCAACAGAAAUUGCUCUUGUAGAAAAUACAAAACGAUUCAAACAAUUAGAACUUACAAAGAAAAAUUAA
Adineta steineri is the source of this 2169-nucleotide messenger RNA. The record is from the annotation of a GenBank genome assembly. Lineage: Eukaryota; Metazoa; Rotifera; Eurotatoria; Adinetida; Adinetidae.